Molecule: messenger RNA, 1716 nt
Organism: Malania oleifera
Lineage: Eukaryota; Viridiplantae; Streptophyta; Magnoliopsida; Santalales; Ximeniaceae
Exons: 4
Coding region: 218-1507 (429 amino acids)
Source: RefSeq, a predicted model, not a curated record
UUACUAUCUCGUUCCACUCACGCCGAUCCAUUGUCAAAGGAAAGCCUAUGUGUUUUCCAGUUACACGACAAAUCUAACUGUUGGUUUAGGCCAGCGUCCGUGUUCCGAAUGCCGAUACAGAGCCGUUGCGUUUGAAGAGGGCGGAGGAAUAAGCAAGAGUCCAUACGAUACAACUUGUCACAGUGGUUUAGGGCUUUGGGGAUUAGGGUUUUUGGCGAUGUGGCGGAGAUCGAGCUGUAGAUGGAACAUCCGCGGUUUUUCCACGGCCAUUCGGCGUCGUAUGGUAGAAGAUGAGGGCGACUGGUGCUACUCUUCCGAGUGGUGGGCCCCCGACCCCGACGGCCACACCGUCUUCCGUUCAGCUUCCGACCGAGGAAACGGCGUCGUCUCCGUUGUCGCCUUUCCUUCCUCCAGACCAAAUGCAGUUUAUUGGCCGGGGACAGAGAAAUGGCUUCAGCAGAGGUAUGCAAUGGUAAAUCCAGGUUCCGGUCAGAGUGAGCAGUUUAGGAUACUGGGUUAUCAAUGGCGGGUGCUUCGAUUUAAUGACGAUACUCGUCAGAGCACGGUUAAAAUAAUGGCUGUUGACAGGGAAUCGAAUCCUGGCUCUGUAUUCAUUAUGCCACAGGCACACUGCCUGGCUGUUCCUUAUCUGAGGAGUGUUGUAUCAGCUGGCUUUGCUACAUUAGCAGCUUGUAAUUAUGAACUCAUGGCUGCUGUACGUGGUGAGAAAACGUUGCGUGUUUUAUGUAUCGGUCAUGGUGGAGGAAGUCUACCAUUAUUCUUGGCUAGUAAAAUUCAAGGUGCCGUUGUCCACACAGUGGAAAUUGAUCCCCUGGUCAUCUCAGCUUCAGUUCAAGCAAUGGGUUUCCCAAGUUUCUCAAUCAUUACAUCAUCAGGCAAGCGUGCACUCUCAAAGCCCGACAUGAUUAAUGAAGCACUGUGGAGAGGCACUCAUGAGAGGCUCUUCCUUCAUGAAUCUGAUGCCGAGGAUUUCGUCGUCAAGUCAACUGAUCUUUAUGACAUGGUCUUUAUUGACGCUUAUGAUGGUGAUGACAUUUUCCCUCGCAAGCUUUGGGACCCGGAUUCCCCAUUUCUUAGAUCUCUUGGUAAUCGGCUUCACCCCAAGCAUGGUACUGUUGUUGUGAACCUUCACUCAGAUUAUGACAUAUCAAAUGCAGAUCAGUCCAUUCCAUCUGAUCUUCAAUCGGUUCUGCCAAUGGGAAAAUAUGUGUCUGCAGUUUGCAGGGCAUACAAGGAUGUGCUUCUGGGAAAGGGUCCUAACAGCCAUGAGAAAUCAGGCCAUGGUUUGGGAUUUACUGUUUCAGUACCUUAUGUGUGUAAUGCCUCGCUUGUUGUGUCUAGGGGGUUUGGGUUAAGUGCUAGGAUUUCAGAGAGGGAAUUGGUUAUGAGCACACUUGUGUCAAAAUCCCUUGAAGUGGAGAAGACUCUAAACCUGCCAUUCUCAUGUUUGGAGUAUAUAAAAAGAGGUUUUAUUCUUAUUGAUUAAUCUUUUGGAGCAGUGGUGAUUAAAUCAUAAUCACUGCCGUAAUUUCCAUUCUAAACUGAAUUACCUUUAUGUUUGGGAGAACAGAUUUGAGACCUUGAAUUUAGAUUUGUGUAGAUUUAGAAAAAAAUAUAGUAUAAAAUUGUAUUAAUGUUCUUUUAAACUCUUGCAAAUUCAAUUUCAAAUCUCAAAAUCCAUGUUUCUUGACACUA